AUGUCCACCAACUGGUUCAAAAAUUUCGCCGGUCUCCGUCAGAGCGAAUUCGAAAUGCUCCAAGUGCCGAAUCCAAAACUGGAAUUCGGAAUCCACGUCACCAUCAGAAGUAUGCAGACUGGAGCGCUCAUCGGAUCGAUUCUCGGACCGAUUUCGCUUUUGUGUCUCAAAAGGCGAAUAACAAGCAGAGCUACAUUUUUCAGCGAUUCAUUCGUGUCGGGCGGUCAAAACGGAGCGGUUCUCGGCGCCAUCAUGGGACCAGUUCUCACUUAUUUGAGUGUUCGAGAAAUGAACACUAUCCAAUUGUACGAUAAGUGCUAUCGAUUGAGAUUCAAUCAAGACGCUCUCCGUGAAGACCGUACGGCAGUGUUCUCGGCGGCCGUCGGUCUCCUGAGUAGUGGAUCGACUGGACUCGUCGUCGGACUCGAUUUGUCUCUUCUCAUCAGUAAACUGAUGAGUGGAUGUCGUUGGUAG
Molecule: messenger RNA, 474 nt
Organism: Caenorhabditis remanei
Lineage: Eukaryota; Metazoa; Nematoda; Chromadorea; Rhabditida; Rhabditidae
Exons: 3
Coding region: 1-474 (157 amino acids)
Source: RefSeq, a predicted model, not a curated record